Anneissia japonica is the source of this 1922-nucleotide messenger RNA. RefSeq names its product phospholipase B-like 1. Gene Ontology annotation, cellular component: extracellular region. Gene Ontology annotation, biological process: phospholipid catabolic process. Gene Ontology annotation, molecular function: glycerophospholipase activity. NCBI's taxonomy places the organism in Eukaryota, Metazoa, Echinodermata, Crinoidea, Comatulida, Comatulidae. The transcript is spliced from 10 exons. The record is from RefSeq and is a predicted model, not a curated record. Bases 48 to 1748 code for a protein of 566 amino acids.
CAUUUUGUCAGCGACUCAGCACUCUAGUGUUGUUGUUUAAUAGCUCUAUGGACGGAUCACAUGUCAUUCUGCUGAUUAUAGACUCCAUGAUCAUUGAUGGGCAGUGUAGGCCUACCUCAACAUUAACAAGGAUGAAAAUGAAAGAACUAGGCCUGUUCGCUUACGUUUUUGUUGUGUUAUUACUGGUAAUUCAUUGCAAAGGCGAUUCAUUAAAUAAAGGUACAGUGUAUCUAUAUAAUCAAACUUUUACAUUCAAACGUGGUGUGAUUGAUGAGAAUGGCAUAGCAUAUGGCAUCUAUAAUGACACACUGAAUACAACUGGUUGGUGUAGGCUGCAUGUUAGAGGAGGAUUCUCCAGUCAGAAGUAUAGUGAUCAAGACAUCAUGUAUGCUGCAGGAUUCCUUGAGGGCGCUCUAACUUCAAAACAUAUCAGACAGCAUAGCAUUAACAUGAAUAGUUGGGCCUUUUCUGGAAAGCCUGACAAAUUUAAAGACCUUCUAAAAGACUUCUUCAAAAAGCAGGACACGUGGAUGAGAAUGCAAACGGAGAGCAACAAGAAUGACCCCUUCUGGCAAGGCAUCGGUUUACUUAUAGCUCAAUUUGACGGUCUUGUGGCCGGAUACAAUUCCAAUCCAUAUCAAAAUAAGCUGGAUAUUUUUGAUUUUCAAAUCUUAAAUGGUAAUGGUGAUUUAAUUGAUCUUGGGCAUGUCCUAAUGCCAGAACGUGUACCUGACUGGAGGAAAAUGUCAACUCAAGAAUUCAACCAGUUUGUUGCUACAAGUGGUCAUUGCUCAGCUUUGGUAAAGGUAUUGCCAGGGUUUGAGGACGUUUUCAUGGGUCAUUCUAGUUGGUUUACAUAUGCUGCCACCUUAAGAAUUUACAAGCAUUACGAUUGGCAACUGCAGCAAAAGGUAGCCAGUCAGAGGAUUUCUUUUUCAAGUUAUCCUGGCUACCUGGAAUCACUUGAUGAUUUCUACAUUUUGGGCAGUAAAAUGGUGAUGCUUCAGACUACAAACAACAUUUUCAAUAAAGAAUUAUAUAAGCAUGUCAAAGCAGAAUCCUUACUGGCAUGGCAGAGAGUAAGAUUGGCCAACCUACUAGCCAACAAUGGCUCUGAAUGGGCUAAUAUUAUUCGUCGCUACAAUUCAGGUACCUACAACAAUCAAUAUAUGGUGAUUGACAGGAAAAAAAUAUCAAAAACGAGUAUUGACGAUGGUGCAUUGUGGGUAGUAGAACAAAUACCAACACUUGUGGAAUCGGGAGAUGAAACAGCUGUCCUGAGAGCUGGGUAUUGGCCAUCAUAUAAUGUACCCUUUUAUGAGAAAAUCUACAACUUGAGUGGCUACCCAGAAGUGGUAAGGGAGAGGGGUCCAUCGUACUCGUAUCAAUUGGCCCCAAGGGCCAUGAUCUUUCGACGGGAUCAAAGUACUGUUGUUGAUAUUGAAUCUUUCAAAACUAUCUUAAGGUAUAACAAUUACAAAAAUGAUGAGUACUCAGAUGGUAAUCCAUGUAAUUCUAUAUGUUGCCGUGGUGAUCUGAUGUUAAACACAUCUACAAAUGGUUGCUAUGAUACAAAGGUAACAAAUAUGGAGAUGGCCGAUAGGUUUGUUGCUUAUGCUAUAAGCGGCCCAACAAAAAGCCAUGGACUACCUCCUUUCAAGUGGACGACAAACUUCAAUGUAUCUCAUGUUGGUCUUCCUGAAGUAUAUAACUUUGAGUUUAUAGAAAUGGAAACAAUCUUUGAUUAGUGUACUGACAAAAAAGAUCACAACAUGUGGCUACUGGAUAAAUCUGACCAGUUGCCCACUAGUGACUAUUGUAACAUCCAUUCGUAGUCAUGCUGAUGAAGUGAGGACUAGUAUUAUAUAUAUAGUAUUAUUAUUACUUUUCCUGAAUAAAAUAUUUUGUGUUCUACUGUCUCA